This is a messenger RNA of Lecanosticta acicola, 1995 nucleotides long. Lineage: Eukaryota; Fungi; Ascomycota; Dothideomycetes; Mycosphaerellales; Mycosphaerellaceae. The record is from the annotation of a GenBank genome assembly.
AUGGAAUCCCUCAAAUCUGGCGCGGCGUACGUCUCCAACUCUGCCCAGAGCGCCGGGCAGUCCGCUCAGAACGCCGUCAGCGGUACCGACAAAUGGAACGCCAUGACCGAAGAGCAGAAGAAGCAGGCGUACGAGAACCUGCCCGCGGAACAGAAACAGGGCAAGACAUACAUGGAAUGGAUCCAGGAAGGAUACCAGCACCAGAAGGAGAACUGGAUGCCAUGGAUCGAGGACAUGUAUCUGAAGUGGUUCACCAACGACAACAAGGCCAGCUAUGCUACGAAAGGUGAGCCGAAGCGUCUGGCGGAGGCGAGGGCGACGUGAGAGGGAUAUGUGCUGACUGAUGUUUUGCUUGCUUCAGAUACCUUGGACAAGUCUAAGGUUACGGGGGUCGAGCAGGUUGAUACUCUGCAGGAUAGCGUGAACAAUGCGGUCGGACAGCAGGUUGGUAAGGGCGGUGUGUUGCAGCCUGUAGGCGACAUGGCGAGCAAGGAGGGCGUCAACCGCGCCGAGCGUGGAGGCAAAGACGACUCCGGCUCCUACGGCGGCGCUGCGGGUGACUCCGUCAUGAGUGGCGCUCAGGGCGUUGGGAACACACUCUCAUCCGGUGCGCAGGGCGUCGGCGGCGCUCUCGGUCUUGGUGGUAAGAAGUAGGGCGAGGCCCAUCCAGAAGCAGCAGUAGCAAUCCGGAUUUGAGGGAAGCGAGACUCUUGGGAAUGAGUUCAGAUUGUCAUUAUGGUAACGACAGAACAUUACGAUGCAUGAGACAGUCUUCCAUGUGAAAGUAGGGUAUUCCAUAUAUUUCAUUGGCGCCGCUCUUUCCUGCCUUUGUAUUCACCUCAUCGUCAGUGCGUUCGGCGCUAGUGGUGUCGCCAGCGGGCCGAAAUGACUGGACUUCAUCUUUCGGGACACCGCGACUUCGAAAACUUCUUCUACGACUCACUUGCAGCACCAAAACCACGAGCAAUUGACAGGCCGCAAGACCACGCGCCUGCGUCAACUGCGACUAAGCACGCUCCACAAAGGGCAAGAGAAAAAAUCUGAAAGCUUCAGCUACAAAAUUUACGACGACCCACCCAGAGCUUUUUGUCACCAGCUUAGGCUCUCUUACAUCCAAGCAUCCGGAAGAAUAUUCUACUCCGCAAGCAUCUGCGCAUACUCUCCCAAAUGCCAGGUCGAGGUGGUCGAGGAGGCGGAGGUCGCGGCGGCCCGCUUCCACGCCCAGUGCAAGUGUCGAAGAAGAUCUCCUGGCUUUUGCGCCACGGCGCGGCCGAGGAAGGCCUCACCUUACUUCCAGGUGGCUUCUUACCGGUCGACCAACUGCUCUCCAAUCGCAAGAUUCGCUCGUUGAAAGUCACCCUGGAUGAGGUCAGGGAAAUCGUGACGGACAACGACAAGCAGCGGUUCACCAUGGUUCAUGUUUCUCAAGUCGAUCCAACGACAGGCGCAGUUCAGGAAAGUGUGGAAAUCUCAGAUGAGGGAGAUGGCACGGUCGAGCCAAAGGAAUUUCUGAUCCGAGCGAAUCAAGGGCACUCGAUCAAGGUCGAGUCGGAAGGGUUGCUCAAACCCAUCACGGAUGAAAAUCGGCCGGAGACGGCCGUCCAUGGCACCACACAUUCUGCUUGGCCGAAGAUUGUCGCCUCUGGAGGCCUGAAGCCGAUGGGUCGUAACCACGUGCAUUUGGCCUCUGGAUUGCCUGCUGGGUUCACCUCACUCUCCCCGAUCAAUACUUCAGAGACUGCCACAGCUCCCGUGAUCUCAGGAAUGCGCAACUCGAGCACCAUCCUCAUUUUCAUUGACCUGGAGAAGGCUAUGGCAGCAGGUGUCAAGUUUUGGCUGAGCGACAAUGGUGUGAUUCUGAGCGAGGGGAAUGAGAACGGUGUCGUUCCGCUGGAGGUGUUCAAGAGGGUGGAGGACAGGACUGGAGAGGGAUUGCUUGUCGAGGACGGCAAGAUUGUCAAAGAAGCGCCGGUGAAGUGGAGCGCGAAGGCGUGA